Messenger RNA from Condylostylus longicornis, 1468 nucleotides. RefSeq names its product probable RNA polymerase II nuclear localization protein SLC7A6OS (gene fs(2)ltoPP43). The record is from RefSeq and is a predicted model, not a curated record. Gene Ontology annotation, biological process: developmental process. The transcript is spliced from 4 exons. NCBI's taxonomy places the organism in Eukaryota, Metazoa, Arthropoda, Insecta, Diptera, Dolichopodidae. Bases 268 to 1296 code for a protein of 342 amino acids.
CAGAUGGUAGCACUUUUGCAAUAUGAGCUUCCGGUUCAUAAAAAUAAAUACAUAUGUUUCAAAAUUACUUGGAAAACUCGUAGUAGAUAAAGCCAGAAGUAAAAUAAAAGGAUAUUUUAUUUAUAACAUACAUAAGGGCUCAAUAAUUUUAUUUAAUUAUUUGCACUAUUAUUAAAUUUUUUUGAACUAAAUAAAAAAUUUUUGACUAAUUUAUUAACUGUACAAUUUACAAAGAUUAAAGAAUUUUUUAAGUAAAGUAGAUAUAAAAUGUCUGCGGUAGUGCGUGUUAAACGUCGUAUCAAUGAAGAGCCACUUACAGCAUUUGUAUUAAAUUGCAAAAAGAGAAAAAUAGAAAAUGGUGAAGAAAUAAAUGUAGGGAAUGUAUAUGAAUUGAAAGAAGAGGUAUCUACUGUACUGAAAUUUGCAGGAACCGUAGAAUGUCAAGAUGAACCAGUUACUUCACAAAUUAAUCGCAUAACUAAAGAUGAUGCCAAAAUACUAACAUCGAAACAAAGAAAGCCCUUAAAUCAAACAGAGAAAAUGAGACAAGAAAUGAAAGAUCAUAUGCAUGAAAGCCGCUUCAAAAUUGUUAACUGCUACCGUGCUGUCAAAGAUUCUAGUGACGGAAACGGCGAACAAGGAGAAAUCACUGUGGUCGAUAUUGAAAAAGAUAUGGUUCCUCAUAAUGAUAGAGAUAAAAUCAAGACUGAUUACAAUGAACAAGCACCUUCUACAUCGUUCCAUCGUAGUUCUAUAGCUGCCGAUAAUUCAAAUUCAUUAACAAAUUUUAACUCUGAAAAUGAACUGCCAGAUAAUUAUGUGUAUGAUUUAUAUCUACCAGAAAAUGAUGAGCAACCUGCACAUUUUGACCAUAUGGAUAAUUAUAAUAUAAGUGUUGGCUUUAUUGAUAAUUUAGUAUAUGAGGAGACUUUUCGUGAUAUCACAGAAAACUCUGAUUCAGACGACUCAAACUGUGAAGAUUACUACAAAAAUGAUUAUCCGGAUUCUGAACACGACUCUCUUGGCAGUUCCAUAGAUGAAGAAAAUAUGAGGAAAGCUGUAGCACGUUGCAAUAUUAAUGAUGAGUAUAGCUUAUCAAGCGACGAUGAAGAAUGCAAAAAUGGUUUCGUCUACUCAAUCGAUUCUGAAGGAAUAGGUUUUGAAGAUGAUUUAGAUUACUGUGAUGUUAAUAGAUAUGGAGAAGCUUAUGCAAGAUAUAAAGCAAGAAUUUUAAAAAAAAAUAAAAGUCACGAUUAUGAUAGCGAUUUAAGUGAUAGUAAUUAUACUUCUGAAUAAGAUUACGAAUAAAUUAAAGCUUCAGAAGCAUAAAAAAUACCACUUACUUUCUGAUAACAAAACUACUUUGACAGAAUAAAUUGAAGGAAUGUCACCAAAGCACUUUCUAAAUUUUAUAUUCUACAGGAAAAUAUAAUAUGGCGAAUAUAUAAAUAUAUACGUACAGGCAUAU